Trichechus manatus latirostris (Florida manatee) is the source of this 2776-nucleotide messenger RNA. It is a transcript of the gene MID1IP1, whose product is annotated as MID1 interacting protein 1. The transcript is spliced from 2 exons. NCBI's taxonomy places the organism in Eukaryota, Metazoa, Chordata, Mammalia, Sirenia, Trichechidae. The record is from RefSeq and is a predicted model, not a curated record. Gene Ontology annotation, biological process: regulation of lipid biosynthetic process. Gene Ontology annotation, cellular component: cytosol. The coding region runs from base 486 to 1037 and encodes 183 amino acids.
UGCCGAGGGAGGCGGGAGGAGGAGACACCGGGAGUGGCCCUGAGAGCCCGCGACACCUUGCCCAGGCUAUAAAUUGAGCACCUGGGAUGGGUAGGGGGCCGAUGCAGCCACCACCGCCCGCAGUCACAGUCUGGCCACUGACCACAGAAGCGUCCGUGGGUAGCAGCCGCAGGCAGCGGGCACGCUGAACUGCUCGGAGCUGAGAAUCGCGGGGUGCAAGAGGAGGCCAGAACUCGACCCACCGACCACCCACCGCCGUCGCGAGCUUCCGGACGCCUGAGCUGGGAGAAACCGCACAUCCCUCAGGGCCGGGCCCCGAGCAGACUAGACAGAGUUGGAGCAAGCGGAGGAGGAGCCGGGAAUCCAGACCCCCCGGCUAGAGCCAGCCCCCCGGCGCGGGCCUCGGAGAGUGUGUGAAGGCGGGCAACCCCUCGCCCCGGCCGGCCGUGCCUGUGCCCGUGCGCCCCAGUGCCCGCGCAGCCACCAUGAUGCAGAUCUGUGACACCUACAACCAGAAACACUCGCUCUUUAACGCCAUGAACCGCUUCAUCGGGGCCGUGAACAACAUGGACCAGACGGUAAUGGUGCCCAGCCUGCUGCGCGACGUGCCUCUGGCCGAGCCGGGGCUGGACAACGACGUCGGGGUGGAGGUGGGCGGCAGCAACGGCUGCCUGGAGGAACACUCGCCUCCAGCCUCCAGCCCGGGCAGCGCCAAUGGAAGCUUCUUCGCGCCCUCCCGGGACAUGUACAGCCACUAUGUGCUGCUCAAGUCUAUCCGCAACGACAUCGAAUGGGGGGUUCUGCACCAGCCGCCGCCGCCGGCAGGGAGCGAGGAGGGCAACGCCUGGAAGUCCAAGGAUAUCCUGGUGGAUCUUAGCCACCUGGAGGGUGCGGACGCGGGCGAGGAGGACCUGGAGCGGCAGUUCCACUACCACCUGCGCGGGCUGCACACCGUGCUCUCCAAACUAACGCGCAAAGCCAACAUUCUCACCAAUAGAUACAAGCAGGAGAUUGGCUUUGGCAACUGGGGCCACUGAGUUGCGGCGCCCACGGCUGCCCAGGCCCUCCCCAGUCCCGUCUCUCAUCCUCUCUCUUUCCUUAAAGCGAUUUUCUUCCUGGCUGUGGGGCGCGACGAGCGGACUGCAAGGGUGGGGGACUGCGGAUGUGCAGGGGAUGCGGCGGGGCUGCGUGGAGGAGGGGGCCUCCUUCAGGAGAGGAAAGCGAUGGCGGGCGGGAAAGGGGAGGUUCAGAGUCCCCCCGGGAGGGGGCCUAGCGUUCUACGUUGGUAGGACUGGGCUGACGCCCUGCAUUCAGUCUGUGCCUUUCCUGGAGUUUCUUUUCUUUCCGGAGGAGGAGGGCCUAGAUGGGGCCGUGCCAGGGCGCGGUGCUGGAUUGCCACACUUGGGAGCGCCUCCUGGAGCUGGGCGCUGGGGAAGGCGGGACGCGCAGCCUCCCGCCACCCUACUGUUGGCUUCCUACGAUGGAGGCCGCGGCGUUGCUAGGAUUGCAUCAGUUUUCCUGUUUGCACUAUUUCUUUUUGUAACAGUGGUCUGUCUUAAGUAUUUCGAAUCUUGUCCUUGCUCUGAAACUUCGGCGAUUCCAUAGUGAUAAGCGCACAAACAGCACUGUCUGUUGGUAACCGGUACUACUUUUAUUAAUGAUUUUCUGUUACACUGUACAGUUGUCCUGUGGCACCCCCACCCCAUCCGGUCUACCCCAUCCCUUCCACUCCAUCCCCUCUCCCACCCUAGUGUGUGUAUACUGGCGGUGCGCCGGCUUGUACGAAGCUUGCCAUUCAGCCAGUGAAAAUAAUAACAUUAUUAUGAGAAAGUGGAUUUAUCUGAAAUGGAACCAGCUGACGUUCUAUCCGUAUUAUACAUAGAGUGAUGAAGGGUUCCUCCAUUGUUAUAUGUCUUAAAGUUAUUUAAAACUUUUUUAAUCCCAGAUGUAGACUAUAUUCUAAAAAAUAAAGAAAAUGUGUUAACCUAACUUGACAAACGUUUGUUGCUCUUUAAUCUGCCAGUGAAUGGCUUAGUACUUAAAUAAAAAUAAUUUUAAUGGAAUUUUUUUUUUUUAGCAAAUUUUAUUUUUCUUCUGGUAUUUCAAGCUGCUGAAUAUUCAUUUCUGUAUUUAGUUUUCUUUCUGGAAGUAGCUACUGACAAAAUUUACUUCCAAGUUUUAUUUCCUACCUCAACAAAAAGUUCAUAAAGAUUCAAAGUGUUUGGGGGUGGUACAUGUAUUGUAUCUUUCAACCCAGGUGGCCAGCUUACUGAAGUGCUUAAUUGACAUUCGCAUUUUUUAAGAAGCUCAAUCGCAAGCUGAAGUGUUUUGAGGCAUAAACACUUAUUUUUAAAUGCUACAAAUUUACUUGGCUGCUGAGAAGUGAAGACUUAGAGAAGAAACGCCAGGUAACACUAGUCCACACACCUUGGGGGUUUCUAUUUACAAGGCUUUUAUGUUUAACCUAGGGGGUGUUGAAACGUGUUAUAAUGUGAGCCAUGGUCUCUUUCACUAGUACCCUGGGGAAUGCUAAACUUUGUUGAGAAAUGUUCAGCCAGACUUCCAGGUCUUCAGUGAACUAGUAUGCAGAUGUGGGCAGCAGAUCUGAUGAAGGCGGCAGGAGCGUACUUGGGAAUAUUUCUUUCAUUCCUUUAUGAUGCUCUACUGGGAUGACGGGACAGGGGAAAUCUGGUGCACUACAUUUUCUUUAUUUCAGUAUUUGUUUUUAGGGGAAGAGUGUUAGAUCAACUUCAGUUUUAAAUUUUGAAGCCAUGAA